GCAACCUGUCGGUGCGCGGGACUUUUCAGCAUAUGAUUCUGACUUUAUCGAGAUUUUAAACACUUUUUCUACUUGCUAAUUAUUUUUUACUUUCACUUAUUGAGGUUUCCCCAGCGGCUGCUUGUGUUUUCAGCUGAGGCUUUCGGUGUUAACACCCGUUUGAGUCUCAUUUUGUCUGAACACGUCGCCUCUUCUCCUCCAACGUCUGUUUGUACUGUCACCAGCUAAGCUAACAUAUGGUUCUCGCCGGAUUAUUUUUCUGUUUCUUCACCGGUUGAAGCUCAGUUAUAUCAGGGUUGGUUCAGAUCGGGAUGGCAGGGUUGUUGGAGCUCCCGGGGUAUGAUGGAGAAAAGCUGCGGAGAGUGUCGGAGCAGCUGCCCUGUCGGGAGGUCCAGGCUGGGAUGCUGCUUUCUCUCAUGGGGGAGCCGCAGCAGUUCUGCUACCCCUCACUCUUCAUCUACGGUCAUCGAGCAUCAGGAAAAAGCCAUGUAGUGAAAGUUUUAAUGAAGGAACUGGAGCUCCCUCAUGUCACUGUCAGCUGUGUGGAAUGCGUCUCUGUCGCGCUGCUCUUUGAACAAGUGCUGCUGUCUUUCUUCGGUUGCGACGCUGCAUCGCUGCUCCCCCGCAGUCCUUCCCUCUCUGACUUUGUUCGCAUUUACAAACAGCAAACCUCCGAGUUUCCCAGCAAGCAGACGCGAUACAUUGUAAUAGAGCAAGCUGAACUUCUGAGAGACGCCAGCGUCAAUCUUCUCCCCGCUCUCCUCCGCCUUCAGGAGCUGGUAGAGGACAACGUCAGCGUCAUCCUGCUGAGCGAAAUUGUUUGGGACAAGUUCAGACCAAACACUGGCUGCUUCGAGCCUCUGCUGCUCCACUUCCCCGACUACAGUAAAGCUGAGCUGCUGCACAUCUUAUCUGCACACAGACAUCCUUCAUGUUCUGCAGAGUUUUACUCCUCCUACAUCAACAUCCUGCUGGGAGUUUUCUACGCCGUCUGCCGGGACCUCAGAGAGCUGCAACACCUGGCGGCGCUCAACUUCCCAAAGUUCUGUGAACCUGUCUUAGCGGGGAAAGUAAAAGAGACAGAAACACACAAGUUGUGGAAAAACAUCGAGCCUCAUCUGAAGAAAGCCAUGCAGACGGUUUACCUUCGAGAGAUUUCCAGUCUUCAGUGGGAGCAAAUGGAUGAACACGAGACCGGAGCCCUGAGAGGUUUAUCAGCUCACACUCAUGUUGAGCUUCCAUAUUAUUCCAAGUUUCUGCUAAUCGCCGCCUAUCUGGCCUCCUACAAUCCCGCCCGCACAGAUAAACGCUUCUUUGUGAAGCAUCACGGAAAAAUUAAAAAAACAAACUUCUUGAAGAAAAAUGAAAAGACCAGUAACCACCUUCUGGGGCCGAAGCCUUUCCCUCUGGACCGCUUGCUGGCCAUUUUCUACAGCGUGGUGGACAGCCGGGUCGCUCCGAGCGCCAGCAUCUUCUCCCAGAUCUCGUCUCUGGUGACGCUGCAGCUGCUGACUCUGGUCAGUCACGACGACCAGCUCGAUUCUCCAAAGUACAAAUGUGCCGUUUCCCUGGACUUCAUCUCUGCCAUCUCCAGGACGGUGAACUUUGAUAUUGUGAAGUAUCUGUAUGAUUUCCUGUGAGGCUGCGGCGCGUGAAGGAGAGACGACACGCAGUGACAGUAAGAUAAAGACAGAUUUAUUUCUGCAGACGAGUGUUUGGCUGACUCUGCUGUUGGCUGGAAAUGCUGUGAACGUUUCGCUGCCACCUUGUGGCUAAUCGCUGACCUCUGUUGAAUUUUAUUUGUGCAAAAUAAAUAAACAUAAUGCUGCAGUAGUUUUAACUCACUUUCUC
Molecule: messenger RNA, 1851 nt
Organism: Poeciliopsis prolifica (blackstripe livebearer)
Lineage: Eukaryota; Metazoa; Chordata; Actinopteri; Cyprinodontiformes; Poeciliidae
Gene: orc5
Product: origin recognition complex, subunit 5
Exons: 14
Coding region: 312-1640 (442 amino acids)
Biological process (GO): DNA replication; DNA replication initiation
Cellular component (GO): nuclear origin of replication recognition complex; nucleus
Molecular function (GO): DNA replication origin binding
Source: RefSeq, a predicted model, not a curated record